CCGAAGCGGCCAGCGACGUCUGCAUCCUCCGCAACUGCACAUACUCUAUCUCUGCGUUUUAUCAGGCUGAAGAACAAACAUGGCGAUGGUGCACCCCUCCCGUAUGGGCCUCGUCCCGCAAGGCGCCCCACCGCCUCCCCCGCAACAGCGUGGACGCUCGCCAUCCCCUCCACCACCCCCGCCCAAGCGGGAUGAUCUGGGGCGGGACAGGCCCCCGCAUGUACGCGACUCGAAAGACAAGGGGCGUGAACGGGAAAGGGACCGGGACCGAGAGGAGAGGCGGAACGACCACGGAGACCGCAGCAGAAGACAUGAGCGCGAGCGGGCGCGGGCGGACGACUAUUUCAACGACGACGGGAAAGAGAAGCGGGGCAGGAGCGCGAGUGGUGACAGAGACCGGGACAGGGAGCGUGAGGACCGCCGGGAGAGAGAAAGGGACAGUGGGCGGACAGGGCGCGCGAGCCCCGAGUAUGGAGAGUAUAGGCGGCCGUCGCCGCCAAGGAGGGAGGAUGGGGCUGCUGGGGAGGGCGCGGGUGGCGAUGGGGCGGCGCCAUGGAGGCAACAAGAGAACAUGUAUGCUGGACGGGGCAGGGGCGGUCCCGCCGGUGGCGGUUACCCUGGUGGUGGAGGGUUUGGCGGUGGUGGAUACGGUGGCGGCGGGGCAGACUUCUUAGAGAGUCGCCGGCAGCAAAGAGAAGCGAGCACGAUCACCGUAUGGCCUCCAUCUCCCAAACGUCCUACCCGGGUAGAGUCCCCGGAACGCGAAUCGAAACGGCACAAAAAGGCACACAAACGUCGACACAGCUCUGACUCUGACACCGACACGGAUUCCGAAGACGACCGCCGGCGGCGGGAGCGUAAGGAACGCAAAAAGGCGCGCAAGCAGCGCAAAUCCAGCGGAAAGGAGAAGGACCGCGACCGCGACCGCGAGCACCGCCGACACCGUUCACGCUCUCGGCGGAUCAGCGACGACGAAGAGGAGGACGACCGCGAGCGCAGGCGACGUCGUCACGACACGCGCAGUCGGAGCAAGAGCAAGAGCAAGAGCGUGCGUCGGAGCCACAGCCACCGCAGUGCGACGCGGACGAAGAGCCCCGACGCGCGCCCGCCCUCCACCGCGGACGAAGACGAGUGGGUCGAGAAGCCUAUGGAAGGCGUCGUCGCCGCCCUCGCACCCCCUCCGCCCGGCCGCGCCAGCACCACCGCCGCCCACGCAGAGUUGGCCCAGGCAAAGGGGAAAGCGCUCGCAGAGGACGAGGAGUACUCGGAGUCGGACGACGAGGUCGGGCCGCAGCCGGUGUACGCGAAGAGCCACGGGCGGGGGAAGACGGACGAGCGGCAGUACGGCGGGGCGCUGCUGCGCGGCGAGGGGAGCGCGAUGGCGGCGUUCCUCAAGGACGGCACGGACUCGCGCAUCCCGCGGCGCGGCGAGAUCGGACUCGCGUCGGACGAGAUCGAGGCGUACGAGAAGGUGGGGUACGUGAUGAGCGGGAGCCGCCACCGGCGCAUGAACGCGGUGCGCAUGCGCAAGGAGAACCAGGUGAUCAGCGCGGAGGAGAAGCGCGGGAUCCUGAAGCUGCAGCAGGAGGAGCGCGAGCGGCGCGAGGCGAUCCUGAGGGAGGAGUUCCAGUCGCUCGUCGAGGAGAAGCUCAAGGGCACAUCCAAGUGAGAUUGUAUCCUGUAUUUUGUACUUUUUGCUCGUACAUAUGCAUAUCCGAGUACUAU
Trametes versicolor FP-101664 SS1 is the source of this 1725-nucleotide messenger RNA. Its product is annotated as DUF926-domain-containing protein. Gene Ontology annotation, molecular function: chromatin binding. Bases 80 to 1669 code for a protein of 529 amino acids. The transcript is spliced from 3 exons. The record is from RefSeq and is a predicted model, not a curated record. Gene Ontology annotation, cellular component: nucleus. Gene Ontology annotation, biological process: regulation of gene expression. Lineage: Eukaryota; Fungi; Basidiomycota; Agaricomycetes; Polyporales; Polyporaceae.